Molecule: messenger RNA, 2944 nt
Organism: Scomber japonicus (chub mackerel)
Lineage: Eukaryota; Metazoa; Chordata; Actinopteri; Scombriformes; Scombridae
Gene: msh2
Product: mutS homolog 2 (E. coli)
Exons: 16
Coding region: 30-2834 (934 amino acids)
Biological process (GO): mitotic recombination; mismatch repair; somatic recombination of immunoglobulin genes involved in immune response
Cellular component (GO): nucleus; MutSalpha complex
Molecular function (GO): mismatched DNA binding; ATP-dependent DNA damage sensor activity; ATP binding
Source: RefSeq, a predicted model, not a curated record
AGGGAGCCCUGGCGGGAGAUUCAUGCAGCAUGGCGGUGCAGCCGAAGCAGAACCUGUCCAUGGACAGUGCAUCCGAGCAUAGCUUUCUAAACUUCUUCUUCUCCAUGCCAGAGAAACCGGAGUCCACUUUCAGAAUAUUUGACCGAAACGACUACUACACUGUUCACGGGAAAGACGCCAUAUUCGCGGCCAAGGAGGUUUUCAAGACGAAUGGCGUCAUCAAAAAUCUGGGCUCAGGGAGUCGCAAGCUGGAGAGUGUGGUCCUCAGCAAGCUCAACUUUGAGGCCUUUGUGAAAGACUUGCUGCUGGUGAGGCAGUACAGAGUAGAAGUGUACAAAAACCAGAGCAAGAGUAGCAAGGAGCACGACUGGAAGAUCGAGUACAAGGCCUCUCCAGGAAACUUGACCCAGUUUGAGGAGAUUCUGUUUGGUGGUGGUGGAAGCGGAGGCGAGGGCUGCGCAGGAGUCGUAGGCGUGCGGUUUGCUACAGGAGCUGAUGGGCAGCGUGUGGUCGGGGUUGGCUAUGUGGAUGCAGCUCAGAGGAAAAUGGGAGUGUGUGAGUUUCCGGACAACGAGAUCUUCUCUAACUUGGAGUCCCUGCUUGUCCAAAUCAGCCCCAAAGAGUGUCUCUUAGCCCAGGGUGACGGCAACACUGACAGCAGUAAACUACGUGAAGUGGUGGAGCGAAGCGGGAUGCUGGUCUCUGACAGGAAGAGAGCAGAGUUCAAUAGCAAGGACAUGGUGCAGGAUCUCAACAGGCUGCUAAGAGCCAAAAAAGGAGCGACUGUGGCCAGCAACACACUGCCUGAACUGGACAAACAGGUGGCUAUGUCAUGCUUGGCCGCAGUUGUGCGUUUCCUUGAACUUCUCUCUGACGAGUCCAACUUCAACUCCUUCAGCCUGACCACUCUGGACCUGGGUCAGUACAUGAGGCUGGACAACGCUGCUGUCAGGGCUCUCAACCUCUUCCAGGGUUCACCAGAUGACACCAGUGGGGCUCAUUCAGUGGCCGGUCUGUUGAACAAGUGCCGCACACCUCAGGGUCAGCGGCUCGUCAACCAGUGGAUCAAACAACCACUCAUGGACAAAACCAAAAUAGAGGAGAGGCUGGACCUGGUGGAGAGUUUUGUGUGUGACUCUGAGCUGAGGCAGACCUGCCAGGAAGACUUGCUGCGGCGAUUUCCUGAUCUUCACCGUCUGGCCAAGAAGUUUCAUCGACACUCUGCAACCCUGCAGGACUGUUACCGUGUCUACCAGGCUGUGAGCCAUAUCCCCGGUCUCGUCACAGCCCUGGAGAGAUACUCGGGUAGCUACCAGGUUCUGUUAGAGGCAGUGUUCCUCUCGCCUCUCAGAGACAUGCAAAAUGACUUUGCGAAGUAUCAGGAGAUGAUCGAGACGACUCUGGAUAUGAACCAGAUUGACCACCAUGAGUUCCUGGUGAAGGCAUCGUUUGAUCCAGCAUUGAGUGAGCUGAGAGAAAAGAUGGAUGUCCUAGAGAAGAGCAUGCAGUCUGUUCUGAGCAGCGCAGCGAGAGAGCUAGGUCUGGAUGCUGGUAAGACUGUGAAGCUGGAGUCCAACGCCAUGCUGGGCUUUUACCUGAGAGUCACCUGCAAGGAGGAGAAAUCUCUGAGGAACAACAAGAAGUUCACCACUCUGGACGUUCAAAAGAACGGAGUGCGCUUCACCAACAGUAAGCUCAGUUCCCUGAACGAGGACUACACCAAGAACAGGGAGGAAUACGAGGAAGCCCAGAACGCUAUUGUCAAAGAGAUCAUCAACAUUGCCUCAGGCUAUGUGGACCCGCUCCAGACGCUGAGUGAUGUCAUAGCGCAGCUGGACGCCGUGGUGAGCUUCGCCGUGGCGUCCGUCUCCGCUCCCGUGCCCUACGUUAGGCCUCGUCUGCUGGCCGAUGGCUGCAGGCGUAUGGAGCUGCUGCAGGCCAGACAUCCCUGCAUGGAGACAGACGCAGACACCGCCUUCAUACCUAACGAUAUCACCUUCAUACAGGGAGAGAAGAGCUUUUAUAUUAUUACAGGACCAAAUAUGGGCGGCAAGUCAACGUUUAUCCGUCAGGUGGGUGUGAUCGCUCUGAUGGCUCAAAUCGGCUGCUUUGUGCCCUGUGAGAAGGCGGAGCUUAGUGUGAUUGACAGCGUCCUGGCCAGGGUGGGAGCAGGAGACAGCCAGGUGAAAGGAGUGUCCACCUUCAUGUCCGAGAUGCUGGAGACGGCUGCCAUUCUGCGCUCAGCCACGGAGAACUCGCUCAUCAUAAUCGACGAGCUGGGCAGAGGCACGUCCACCUAUGAUGGCUUCGGUCUGGCUUGGGCCAUCAGCGAACACAUCGCCUCCAAAAUUGGCAGUUUCUGCCUGUUUGCCACUCACUUCCAUGAGCUGACGGCACUCGCCGCACAGCAGCCCACCGUCCAAAACCUGCACGUCACGGCCCUGACCUCCCACAACACACUCACCAUGCUGUACAGAGUCAAACCAGGUGUGUGUGAUCAGAGUUUUGGAAUCCACGUUGCCGAGUUGGCUUGCUUCCCGCCAUCGGUGGUUGCCAUGGCCAAGGAGAAGGCAGAGGAGCUGGAGGAGUUCCAGGAGCCCGCAGGGGAGAGGUCGGAGCAGGAGGAAGAGCCCGAGGCCAAGAGACGACGAACAGAUAAACAAGCUGGGGAAAACCUGAUCCAAGACUUCCUGGAGAAGGUGAAGUCACUUCCUGCCGCCACCAUGACUGAAGAGGAGGUGAAGGCCAAGCUCAGGAAGAUGAAGGAGGAGCUGAUGGCCAAGAAGAACACAUUCAUCUCAGAGAUCCUCGAACGCUGCGUAAAAACUGUCUGAUUUUUCUUUUCUUUGUUACAUUCACACCUAUGUCCUGAUGACUGAAGCUCAUAUAAUGUACUCACCACACUAAAGCUCUUAUAUUGUAUAGUUUUUCAAUAAAGAAAUAU